Molecule: messenger RNA, 2794 nt
Organism: Cloeon dipterum
Lineage: Eukaryota; Metazoa; Arthropoda; Insecta; Ephemeroptera; Baetidae
Gene: pins
Product: G-protein-signaling modulator pins
Exons: 13
Coding region: 307-2133 (608 amino acids)
Biological process (GO): establishment of mitotic spindle orientation
Cellular component (GO): cell cortex
Molecular function (GO): GDP-dissociation inhibitor activity; G-protein alpha-subunit binding
Source: RefSeq, a predicted model, not a curated record
CCAAACAAUACCACCCGGAUUUGGCGCCACUGCUGCUCUACUCGCCGUCUGUUUUGUGAACUGGUGGACCGACGACCGACCGUUCCGAUACAUACAUACAUCAUUCAAGUCAGUGGAUUGUGUGCCUCGCCUCUUGCGUCGAUUUUCUUCUAACUUGACACUUGUAAGGAACUAAGACAAACAUCCGUUUGCCUCGAUUGUCUAGCAUUUUGCUCUAUUAUUGAUGAUUCCCGGACAGAAGCAGAUUUCGUUCCUUCUUAUUUGCUGACAAGUGCGAAACAAAAGAUCCGAUUCCUAAAAAUUGAUAUGGAGCAGAACAGAGAUCCAGAGAGUUCGGCUGACUCCAACACAUGCCUUGAAUUGGCUUUGGAGGGAGAAAGGUUGUGCAAAGCUGGCGAUUGCAGGGCAGGUGUCACCUUUUUUGAAGCUGCCAUUCAGGCCGGCACCGAUGACCUGCGAACUCUCAGCGCCAUUUACAGCCAGCUAGGCAAUGCGUAUUUCUAUCUAGGAGACUAUGUGAAGGCAAUGACCUACCACAAACACGAUCUCACUCUUGCACGAACCAUGGGGGACAAGCUAGGCGAGGCCAAAGCCAGUGGCAACCUGGGCAACACCCUGAAGGUCAUGGGCAAAUUUGAUGAAGCCACAAUUUGCUGCAAGAGACACCUCGAAAUCUCCAGGGAGCUUAAUGACAAGGUUGGUGAAGGCAGAGCGUUGUACAAUCUGGGAAAUGUAUUUCACGCCAAAGGCAAACACAUUGGCCGCCUGGGCCAGCAGGAUCCUGGCGAGUUCCCUGAGGAAGUAAAGAAGUGCUUGUUGGAUGCUGUUUCAUAUUAUGAUGGGAAUUUGCAGCUGAUGAAGGAACUAAAUGACACAGCAGCUCAGGGAAGAGCCUGUGGAAAUCUUGGAAACACUCACUACCUUCUGGGCAAUUUUCAUCAGUCCAUCAGCUACCACGAAGAGAGACUGAAAAUUGCUAAAGAAUUUGGUGACAAAGCUGCGGAGAGAAGAGCCCACAGCAACUUAGGAAACGCUCAUAUAUUUCUUGGAGAGUUCACUCUUGCUGCUGAACAUUACAAGCAAACACUAGCCCUUGCGCAUGACCUGGGCGACAGAGCAAUCGAGGCGCAGGCUUGCUACAGUUUGGGCAACACAUAUACCUUGCUGAGAGACUACCCAACCGCUGUCGACUACCACCAACGUCACCUGUGCAUUGCGCAGGAGCUGAUGGACAAAAUGGGCGAGGGUCGCGCCUAUUGGAGUUUGGGUAACGCGCAUUCAGCCAUGGGUAACCACGAGAAGGCGCUGCACUAUGCCAGCAAGCACUUGGAAAUAUCCAAGCAGACCGGCGACGAAAUGGGACAGGCGACAGCCCAGAUGAAUGUUUCUGACCUGCGCAAAGUGCUUGGCUUGCCUAAUGUGCAAGAAGACGUCCCGCAGAACGCUCAGCGCGUCAGACGCCAGAGCAUGGAACAGCUUGACUUAAUCAAGAUGACUCCCGAUGCUCGCCAAUUGAACCGAGGUCUUAGCCUGCCGACAACAAUUGAGGAUGUCCAGGGUACUUCUAAGGUUGAGGAAGAAGACAACUUCUUUGACCAGCUCUCCCGCUUCCAGUCAAAACGAAUGGAUGAUCAGCGUUGCACUCUCGGUGGCGCUGAGAACAAGGAGAAUAUCAAGCGUACGAAAACUCCUAGCAACGUGAACCUUGCUGCCAAAGCGGCAGCAACUAACGCACCUGCCAACAAAGAGAAGGGCGCUGACGAGUUGAUCGAUCUUAUUGCCGGCAUGCAGAGCAAGCGGAUGGAUGAGCAAAGAGUUGAACUGCCCCACCUUCCAGGCCUGGUUCCUCCACCAGGACAAUCCUUCCCUGUAGCCAACAGUUCUGAGGUGUCUGAGGAUUUCUUUGAGAUGCUGAUGAGGUGUCAGGGGGCCCGGUUAGAGGACCAACGAAGCACGUUGCCGAAGGAGAGCGCAGUGUCAGCCGUUAGCUUGACAGGCGACGAGGAGCAGGAGCAGCAGCAACGAGCUACCGCCACCACGGUGCCAGAUGAAGAUUUUUUCUCACUGAUCAUGCGACUGCAAUCUUCUGGCCGAAUGGACGAUCAGCGCGCCUCUGUGCCAAAGAAAAAGUAACUAUCUGCUGCAAGACUAUCAAUUCCCGUCGGGUCGGAUAUGGCCUACAUUUCUUCAUCCUAAUGGACGUGCGAAAAAUGUAUCUGUAUAAUUGUAAAAAAGAUCCUGCGUACAUAUUUUAACUGUUGAAUGUCAAAGCAAAUCGGUGCUUCUUGUCCAGAAAUUCGUUAAGGUCUGGUAGGUGUAAAAUUUGAGCAUCAGCAGUCCAUGACUGCACCUCCAUUAAUAUGUAAGAUUUGCAUUCCUCCAGAGAACACGUCUGGCAUUUUGGCAUUUAUUGAAGCACAUCUUGUUACUGUCUUUCUCAAUCUCUCCAGUCACUCUAUGAUUUCACUUGAAAUUUUGGGGCCUUUACUAAAUAAUACCAGCAUUCCUCUAUGCAUUUUGAAAUGAUGUAAGCCAAUGAAUCUCAAACGCGCGAUUUCGCAUUAAUUGCUUCCCUUGAAAUAGCAAUGUGGCGGCGCACAAAUGCAAAAAAAUUGCCGCCAUCAUUAUAAUUUAUCUUACAUUGCAAAGUAGGACCCAUUUAGAUGAUCUAUUUUAUAACGUGUACCUAUAUACAUCCAGCCAAAUUUUAUUUUAGGGCUAAGUUGUCAAGUAAAUGUCUAGUGUACACUCAAAAAAUGAUAAUAAAUACGGAGAAAAUUUUUAAUCAACGCAA